AAGUUAUUGUCUUUGUAAUUUAUUUAAGCAUUUAGAUUUUAAAUAUGCUUAGUGUAGAUCACUAAAUCGACUUACAGUUUAGUCCACAGCUAUGUUUCCUGUAUUUGAGGAAUUUGUUCUCUAUUUCUAUUGUUGUCAAUAUCCUUGUUUCAACCACAUUGCUUCCAGUUUUCUGACUGAAUGCUUGGACCUUUUGUUUUUUGUUUUCCCUUUCAUAGCCAUCACAUUGUGCUCAUACAGGCAUUAAAUUUCAGAGGUUGAGAAAAGCCAACAUUUUUACUCAAUAUUAAUAACAAAGUUGUUUGGUUUUGCAUUUUGUCAUUCUGGACAGCUCUAUUGAAUUAAGUUUCCUGUUUAAACAAAGAGGUGCAAAAAAACCCUAAUUAGUUCCCCAGGGAGCCUUAAAUGACAAACUCAACUAUCCUCCAAUCAUGAUCUACAGUAAAAUAUGUCAGAUAAACAACAUGUCCACUGAUUUGGUUUAAUUGCCUGCUUUUACCCUAUAUAUCAAAAAAAGUGAACUUGUGAAAAGUAAACUAAUGUUUCUUAAAUGUCUUAGGCCUACAAAUGACCAGAUGGAUUUAUGAAGAGAUUAUAUUUCUCAUAGGUAGACUUUGUUAACUUCAAAUCAUAACUUCUGAGGGCAAAUGCGUUGAAUUUCUUGAAGGGUUACAGAUUUAAAAUGACUUGAUAUUGUGUCAGAUAUGUGUUUCCCAACUUCCCACCAGGCAACACAGGCAGAGGGUCAGAUUUAUCCAGCGUUUUGUUCUUUAUUGAUUCCUUUCUUUUCCCGUCCAACGCUUGGUUGCUUGUGAGCAAACGAGGUUAAAGUAAACAGAGGGAAGAGGGGUGACUGACACAUGUUUCCAAUAACCGGAGCGCGUGGUUUAUCAUUACCUCCUCAGUCUGUCUGCUGGCAGAACAGAGACAGCAUGAAGUUGUGUUUGAUCCUCCUGCUCUCGUUGAGCGCCAAGGCCUUCGCUGAGCAGAUCUUCACCGAGUCAUGUCUGGACCGAUGUGAAAACGGCUUUCAGGCUCAGAGGACGUGCCAGUGUGACUCCAUGUGCAAGUAUUACAAAAGCUGCUGCUCUGACUAUGAGACCGUCUGUGGCAUGACGACUCGUGGCGACACGUUUGUGUUUGCAGAGGAUGACGACGAUGACGAUUUGUUUGGAAGCACCACUUCAACCCCAAAAGGUCCCGCCGAUGUUGCGUCCACCCAGCCUCCCGUCUCAGACUUCAACCAAAGAGUGCAUCGACCUCCAGAGACCAAUCUGAAAAUGACAAAACCUCCACGGCUGGUGAACCAAAGACUGACUCCCGAAAGUGAGCUCGCUGCCACGACUGGAGCUCCUCUGGUUCCUUCAGCCACCACCAAUGCUCCCAAAACCACAGCAGCCACCACCACUGUUGGCGUCACCACAGCAGCUCCUGACCCGGACGCUCAGGUCUGCAGUGGGAGGUCUUUUGACUCCUUCCUGCAGCUUAAAAAUGGCUCCAUCUACGCCUUCAGAGGGGAGUACUUCUUUGAGAUGGACCAGAAGUCGGUUCUUCCCGGUUACCCAAAGCUGAUAAAAGAUGUGUGGGGCAUCAGCGGGCCAAUCGACGCUGCAUUCACUCGCAUCAACUGUCAAGGGAAGACCUACAUGUUUAAGGGGAACAAGUACUGGAGGUUUGAUGACGGCGUCCUGGAGGACGAUUAUCCGCGGGACAUCAGCGUUGGCUUUGACAAGAUUCCUGACCAUGUGGAUGCAGCAUUCGCCCUUCCUGCUCACAGCCACCAUGGAAAAGAGAAAGUUUACUUCUUCAAAGGUGACCAGUACUAUGUGUACGAGUUUUUGCACCAACCCUCCCACGAGGAGUGUGUCGCCAUGUCUGAGAGGUCUCCGUCCACGCUGUUCAGGCGCUACACAGAUAUGUACUACAGCAACUAUGAGCGAUUCUUCAGCGAACUUUACUCUGACUUGCCUCAGCAUCACGACAAGCAUCACUUCAUCAACAAAGACUGGAAAGGCCUCAGGUCUCCAGUGGAUGCUGCCAUGACCGGCAGGAUCUACGUCGCUCCUUUGAGAUCGUCAACGCGGCCCGACCAGCAGUGGGGGCAGCAGUACCAGCAGAAUGGAUGGCAGAGAGGUCGUAGGCGACAGAACCGCUCUCCUUCCUGGGGGUCCAUGGCCGAGCGGGGCAUGAGCAUGGGCCAGGGGUUCGCUGAGAGGGGCAUGGAAAUGGGUCUGAGAUUGGCAGAGAGGAGGAUGGAGAUGGAGGAGAGGCUGGGCCGGGACUGGGACCUGGACAGACGAUGGAAUCAGGACUGGGACCAGAACAGAAGGUGGGACCGGGACUGGGACCGUUACAACCAGAACAACAGAGGCAACUACGACACCAGGAACGAUCGAUUCUUCCAGGGGGAGAUGCCCAUCCAGAGUGUGUACUUCUUUAAAGCAGAUAAAUACUACAGAGUUGACCUCAGGACCAAGAGAGUUGACCCUGCUAUGCCUCCAUACCCCAGAUCCAUCGCCAAGUACUGGCUCGGCUGUCCAGACCCAUCCAGAGCAGAGAAGAAGUAGUUCUAACAUUUUCUUACUACUUUUCAUUUGUGUGUGUCAUGCAAGUUUAAAAUAAUGUGUCACGGAUGAGUCGUUUUCACAGAAACCGUCUGUGCUGGUUGUGAAAAGUUCACUAAACUUCGGCAGGGUAGCUAAUAAAAGUCAGCAAACGGCAGCAGUCAGAGAAAGUCCAAACGGUCAAAGUUCAGACGGCUGAUUUUCUGAGUGGCUAGCUUGUGUGUUUACGGCGUCAGCUGAUCGACUUUAUCAAACACAGAGCAGACUUGGUUCAGACGGUAAAAGAUAGAAAAGACCUAACACUAUAUUCUGGUUUAAAACUACAACUGUGUACUAAAUCUUUUUCUUUUUUUUUUUCUUUUGUGUUUUCUAUCUGUAACUUUGAGUUUGUGGCGUGAAUGAAACCCAAUAAACUUAAGAGAUGUUAUUGCCGAACAGCAGUGCUUCAUGCUGGGUGGUUUCCUGUUUCAGGGAAUGUUGACAUUAAAGCUGUGGAUGUGGAAACA
Molecule: messenger RNA, 3070 nt
Organism: Poecilia reticulata (guppy)
Lineage: Eukaryota; Metazoa; Chordata; Actinopteri; Cyprinodontiformes; Poeciliidae
Gene: vtna
Product: vitronectin a
Biological process (GO): immune response; cell adhesion mediated by integrin; cell-matrix adhesion
Molecular function (GO): integrin binding; polysaccharide binding; scavenger receptor activity
Source: RefSeq, a predicted model, not a curated record